Messenger RNA from Paramormyrops kingsleyae, 1187 nucleotides. RefSeq names its product iron-sulfur cluster assembly 2 (gene isca2). Gene Ontology annotation, molecular function: 4 iron, 4 sulfur cluster binding; 2 iron, 2 sulfur cluster binding; iron ion binding. Gene Ontology annotation, cellular component: mitochondrion. NCBI's taxonomy places the organism in Eukaryota, Metazoa, Chordata, Actinopteri, Osteoglossiformes, Mormyridae. Gene Ontology annotation, biological process: iron-sulfur cluster assembly. The record is from RefSeq and is a predicted model, not a curated record.
CUUCAGCGACAGGAGAGCUAGCCAAUCGCGUUUCUCUUAUGGCCAAACCAGGCUUAGAAGGUUAUGGAGGAUGUCAUUAGUUUGGGGAACUAUGUUCAAUGUAGUAAGAGUUACAGCCCGGAGUCUUGGAAGGACGUCUUCUCAGACGCUUCACGGUGCUAGGCAUCCUGUCCUCUUCCGAGCACCACCGGUUAACCUGUAUUUGGUUUCUGCUGGGAACCGCCGCUGGAACAGCUCUUCAAAAGAGGAGAAGCCGAGCGACCCCAAGCUGGCUGACUAUAAAGUCUCCCUCAGUGAAUCGUGUGUGAAGAGACUGCAAGAAAUCAUGGACAAGGGGGAGUACCUGAGAAUUCGGGUAGAGGGGGGAGGGUGCUCUGGCUUCCAGUACAAGUUCUCCAUUGACAGCACGAGGAAUGAAGAGGACAGGCUGUUUGAGCAGGGUGGUGUGGGCAUCAUAGUGGAUGAGCAGAGUCUGGAGUUUGUUAAGGGCUCCAUGGUGGACUUUAGCGAGGAGCUGAUACGCUCCUCCUUCCAGGUUCUCCGCAACCCGCAGGCAGAGCAUGGCUGUUCCUGUGGGAGCUCAUUCUCAGUUAAGCUGUGAGGACUUUGCCAGCAGAAGAUUAGUAGAGAUCCCCAACGUGUGGCUUUUGGUAGAACAAUAUAUAAAAAGGCCUAUUAUGUAAUAGUAUAAAUACUCACAGAGCCAAUCUACUGCUUCAGUUGCACUAAAGAUUAUGAUUAAAAUCACUUGCUGCCCGAGAUCUCAACUAAUGGUGUAAUCGGUAGAGGACCAUUGAGUCUCAAAGGACUGGCUUUUUUUGCCAGUCAAUUUAAAUGCAGGAGCUGUCGGCGCUGUUACUUUCAGCGCAGGUAUCCAUUUUAGUAUAAUAAUGCAAAAGCAAAGAUGGGAAGUUGAGCAGACAUUUAACCUGAAUCUAUUUUGAGUAGAUUGUUUUUAAUUAAGCAUAUAAAUACACUGUAUUUGAAAGUUUUGGAAUUUGUGUGUUUUUUUUACUGGUACAGUAGUAUCUCCACUUUAUGAGAGAAAGGGGGACAUCAUUUCAUUACUUAUGUUUGGAAAUGGUUUGGAUAGAUCAAUGUUAAAUAUUCAGAGUUUGCAUGUACUGCUUGUCUGUAUGUAAAUAUGUUGUAUUUUUUUCUGAAAGUACAAUAAAUAUUUAAAGAAA